GGUGCCGGCCUCGAGCCUUCUGCCGGACCGCGCUGGCUGGCGGUCAACCGCCGACCCGUCCACUAAUCCCUUUAAGCUAACACCGUUGCCAUUAUACGAUCCCUGUCCCCUUGGCCCUAUAUCAUAAUGCUGGGGUCGGCAAUCAAAAGCAGCUGGCGUGGCGUCCGCUAGAGGACUGCCGCCGCGUUUGUUUCUUUUUCGUCAUUCCUCACUUUUCUCUCUCCCCAAACAUGAAGGCUUCUGUGGCGUUCGGCCUGUCACUCCUUGGCAACGUCGGAGCUGCUCUAAACCCCCCUCCCCCUCCCCCGGGCGUUCUGUCGGCGGAAAAGGGUUGGCCGCCUGCUCUAAACUCCACUUCCCCGAGCGUCCUUUCAUCGGGAAAGAACCGCCUUGGCGAAUGGCAAUCUGCUUAUGAGAAGGCGGCCUCAUUGGUCGUUGGUCUUACCAACGAUGAGAAGAUCACCAUCAUCACUGGUGGCUCUAUUUCUGGCAACAAUACCUGGAACGCUCUGAGCUUCAAAGAUGGCAUGAUGGGCGUCCAAUGGCAGUAUUUCGUAUCUAGCUUCAGUGUGACCAGCGCCUUGGCCAUGACCUGGGACAAGGACCAUUUCCUCUCCCAAGCGAAGGCAGUUGGCUCAGAGUUCUACCUGGAAGGCUAUCAGGUCCUCAACGGGCCCACGAGCGAGCCCCUCGGUCGCACGCCUUGGGGCGGGCGCCUUGCCGAGACAUUCACUCCCGACCCCUACCUCAAUGGUAUCGCCUUCGGCGAGAUGGUCAAGGGGAUAAGGCAGAGCGGCGUGAUUGCCGGUGGCAAGCACUUUCUUCUUAACGAGCAGGAAACAAACCGGACGGUAUCCAUCUCUACCACGACCACGGCCAUUUACUCGAGCAACGCGGACGACAAGACCAUCCACGAAGCUUAUCUUUGGCCGUUCUACGAUGGCGUAAGAGCCGGCCUGGGCGGUGUCAUGUGCGCAAUGAACAAAGUCAACGGCACGCUGUCCUGCGAGAACAGCGCCCUGCUCAAUGGCCUCUUGAAAGAAGAGCUUGGGUUUCCGGGCCUGGUCUUCCCCGACAUGAACGCGCAGUCGACGGCGGUAGGCUCUGCCAACGGUGGUCUCGAUUACGGCUCAAGCACGAUGUGGACCACGGAGACGCUGGGCGCAGGUAUUGCCAAUGGAUCGUUCACGCAGGCGCGCCUCGACGACAUGGUCAUUCGCAACGUCGCACCGUACUACUUCGCCGGUCUGGACGACGGGAAGCAGCCCGAGACGGCCAGCGCCACCGACUACCGCGACGUGCGAGCGAACCACGCGGCGCUUAUCCGUAAGAUCGGUGCAGAGUCUUUGGUCCUGCUGAAGAACAACAACGCCAACGGCGGCGGUCUUCCGCUCAACCGUCCGCGUACAAUGGCCGUGUUCGGCGCCCACGCCGGCCCCGUCAUGGCUGGUCCGAACCAGGCUUUCUCGGUCCAGGGCGUCGGCUCGACUUAUCAGGGCCAUAUGGCGUCGGGCUCGGGCUCGGGCCAGGACUCGUUUGCUUACCUCAUCACGCCGUUCAAUAGCCUGACCACCCGCGCCGUCGCCGACGGCACCAUGAUCCGCUGGGUCCUGAACGACACGUACGGCAGCUCCAGCAGCAGCAUGGGCGGCGACUCGGGCAGCGGCGGCGUCGACUUAAGCAGUCUGGGGCAGGGCACAGCCGUGACGCCGGGUAUCGAAAGCUACGCCGACAACGCGGAAGCGUGUCUAGUGUUCCUGAACGCGUACGCGGGCGAAGGCGCAGACCGCACCGAGCUGGCCAACGCGGAGCAAGACGCCCUCGUCAACACGGUCGCCAGCACGUGCAACAACACGAUGGUAGUGAUCAACACGGUGGGCGCGCGCCUGGUCGACCAAUGGAUCGAACACGCAAACGUGACGGCACUGCUGUACGGCGGCCCACUAGGCCAAGAGUCGGGCAAUGCCAUCGCAGACGUCCUGUACGGCGACGUGAACCCCUCAGGCAAACUCACGCACACGAUCGCGAAAAACGAAUCCGACUACACCGUCGGCGUCUGCUACACGGCGCAAUGCGACUUCGCCGAGGGCGUGUACAUCGACUACCGCUCCUUCGACGCACGCAACGUGACGCCGCGGUACGAAUUCGGCUUCGGGCUCAGCUACACCAGCUUCACCUUCUCGGACGUGGCGGUGACGAAAACAAACGCCUCGGCCCUAGCAGCGCCGUAUGCGAGCGGGCCGCGCGGGCCCGGCGGUCGCGCAGACCUCUGGGACGAGAUGCUGCAGGUCUCGGCAAGAGUGACGAACGCGGGCCACCGCACGGGCAAGGUUGUCGCUCAGCUGUACGUGGGGUUUCCGGACAGCGCGGGACAGCCGCUGCGGCAGUUGAGGGGGUUCGAAAAGGUCGAGUUGGAUAAGGGCGAGAGCAGCGAGGUGGUGUUUGGGUUGAGGCGGAGGGAUGUCAGUGUUUGGGAUACAGGGGCGCAGGAGUGGAGAGUUGAGCGCGGCGCGUAUCGCGUUUGGGUUGGGGGGAGCUUGGGGGAUGCGAGCGGGGAGGGGGCGGGAUUUGUGGUGUAGUGGGU
Messenger RNA from Aplosporella prunicola CBS 121167, 2584 nucleotides. Its product is annotated as glycoside hydrolase family 3 protein. Gene Ontology annotation, biological process: glucan catabolic process. Gene Ontology annotation, molecular function: beta-glucosidase activity. The record is from RefSeq and is a predicted model, not a curated record. The transcript has 3 exons. The coding region runs from base 231 to 2579 and encodes 782 amino acids. NCBI's taxonomy places the organism in Eukaryota, Fungi, Ascomycota, Dothideomycetes, Botryosphaeriales, Aplosporellaceae.